Messenger RNA from Triticum dicoccoides, 945 nucleotides. RefSeq names its product indole-3-acetic acid-induced protein ARG7-like. The record is from RefSeq and is a predicted model, not a curated record. Gene Ontology annotation, biological process: response to auxin. The transcript has a single exon. The coding region runs from base 42 to 446 and encodes 134 amino acids. Lineage: Eukaryota; Viridiplantae; Streptophyta; Magnoliopsida; Poales; Poaceae.
CAUAAGACUCAGACCAGCAGCUCACCUCUCAACUCUCGUCGAUGGCGAAAUGCAGCAAGAUCCACAACAUCGUCUUGCUCCGACAGACCCUGCGCCGGUGGCGGUCCCGUGCCGCGGCGCGCGCCGCUGCGGAUGACCGCGCGGUGUCGGUACCAGCGGGGCACGUGGCGGUGUGCGUGGGCAGCGCGUCGCGGCGGUUCGUGGUGCGCACGGCGCACCUGAACCACCCCGUGUUCCGGGAGCUACUCCGGCAGGCGGAGGAAGAGUACGGGUUCCCAUCCGGCGCUUCCGGCCCCAUCGCGCUCCCCUGCGACGAGGACCGCUUCCGGGCCGUCCUCCGCCGCGUGUCCGCCGAGGAGCGCCGCGGCGUGCCGGCCGUCAGCAGCAGCGACGUCGCGGCGCGGCCGUUGCUGCCGAGGGUGGCAGCGGAGGAGCUCGUGUGGUGACCGAUCGAUGGAAGCAACAAGCAUAGGCCAUUCGGCAUACGUGGCUACGUGCUCUGUUCUCACAUGAGGUAGCCCUGGCGAUUUGACUCCGGCGGCGGCAGCGGUGGCAGCAGCAACUGGUCUUCCGUACGCGGAAAUGGCGAAAUCAUGUCGCCGCAGGGAAGACUCCGCCCGCCCAGCCGCGCACACGGCAACCGCCGGAGGCCCGAAUAUCUUAUUGACGGACGUGGUCCGGUGCCCGGUGUAGCGGCCAGCGGCGCCCCGAAACACGAAUAGGGGACGGUGCCGCGCGUGAGCAACCGAGGCUCUGUACGACUUGGAAAGUUGAUUGUAGUUAGAAGAAAUUUUUAGUAGUGAUUAGUUCAAGAUGAAGAUGACGAUUUUUGUGAUUGUCGUAAUUAAUCUGUAGCAUUCCUAGCCGGUAAUGAUAAAGAAUUGCUCCAUGUUGCACAUUCACUUUCUAAUUGUCUGUCAUGUGUUUCAACUAUUUGGUCUUGGC